AUUUGUUAUUAUUUUAUCUUUUAGUUUUAGUAGAGUUAUUUCCUAUCUAAAAUUAUAAAAAUUAUGGCUACAAAUUAUGGAAAAAGUACAUUUAAUGAGGAUGAGAAUUUUGAAGAUAUAUCUGAUACUCCAGAACUGGCAAGAUUGAAGCAGCAAAAAGAAUUAUAUGAACAGAGAAUGAUUGAUAGCUCUUUUCGCUCUCUCCGAUUAAUCAAUGAGUCACAAGCUACUGCAUUAGAAACUGCAGCUGAAUUAGAGUCACAGCGUUUACAACUUGAGCGAACUCACAAAAAUCUUAAUAAAAUGGAUGCAGAUUUAAACCAAUCUGAUCGUCAUAUAAACUCUAUAAAAAGUAUUUGGGGUUCUGUUGAAAAUUGGUUUAAAAAGCCUGCUAAUUUAACAAAAUCAAAUAUAGUUCCAGCAAAAAUUAGUACUCUUAGUCAAAAUGUUAAAAAUGAAAACGCUGAAAUAAAAAACAACUUAAAUGUAAUAGAUAAAAAAGUUGAUUUAUCAUGGAGUAAUGAGGUAUCAAUUAAAAAUCAAAAACAAUCCACGAAUCAGAUUGUUGAUGAAAAUCUUGAUCAAAUGUUGUCUGGUUUGAAAAUGUUAAAAUCACAGGCACUGGCUUUAGGUACAGAAAUUGAUUAUCAAAAUGAUUUAAUCGCUGACAUUCAUGUAAAAGCUGAAAAAGUUGAUCAAAGAGUUGAUCAACAAAACCUAAAAAUUCAGAAAAUAUUGAGAUAAGAAUAUUUAAAGAUAUCAAAAUAAAAUAACGAGUUUACUUUUAUGAAAUUUUUGUACACUAAAGUAUUAUUUUUUAUAAGGUUAAUGAUGUUGUAAUUUAUACUUUUGCUUUGUUUUACUAAGAAAUUUAAAAAUAUAAAAAAAAUAAAAUUA
This is a messenger RNA of Hydra vulgaris (swiftwater hydra), 897 nucleotides long. RefSeq names its product synaptosomal-associated protein 29. The record is from RefSeq and is a predicted model, not a curated record. Lineage: Eukaryota; Metazoa; Cnidaria; Hydrozoa; Anthoathecata; Hydridae. Gene Ontology annotation, molecular function: syntaxin binding; SNAP receptor activity. Gene Ontology annotation, cellular component: SNARE complex; plasma membrane. Gene Ontology annotation, biological process: synaptic vesicle priming; exocytosis; synaptic vesicle fusion to presynaptic active zone membrane.